AUGCUACGCCUUGCUGUCUGUGCCAGCUUGGUCUCCGUGGUUUUUGCUGACCUUCCGGUCCACUGCUUGCGUCACCAGAUUGCUGGCCAUUGGGAGCUCCACAGAGGACCUGCUGGGCCAAGGCGCAGUUCCUGCGGACACCAGCUUCCGGACGACGAGGCCUCCCAGCCGCCGGUGCAGCUACCGGAAGUGGCCGAGACCAUCUUGGUUGAACUGAAGAACCCCAACGUGGCCGUCACCAACCAGACCGGCAAUGGACGUUGGACGAUGAUCUACGAUGAGGCCAUGGAGGUCAACGUGAACGGCUACUCUUUCCUAGCAUUCCACAAGUUUGAGCUCUUCCAGAGAGACGGUCUGAAGCAGAACGUCUCUCACUGCGGCGAGACACAGCUUGGCUGGUACCACGACGAUGCCCGCACCUCUUGGGGCUGCUUCUACGCCCGCAAAGUCCGGUCAAGGGAGGACGAGGAGGCAGCGAAGGCCUCCUUGGUGGCUGCCCCGCCCCGGGCGGCGCCCUUGCCGCAGGCAUCGGAAGAGCGAUUGAAUUCCACGUACCACGACUCCUUCGCGGCCACCUUGAACCUGUUGCAGGACUGGUGGACUGCCAAGGUUUACGAUCGUUUUGUGGGCCGGACCCUGCACGAGAUCAACUCGAUGGCCGGGAUCUUCAGACCAUUUUCCCAGGCAAAGCGAAAGGAGUCCGAUCCUUACUUCGGCCAGGGCCACGGCGAGUCCGUCCCAUCCUUCCUGCAGCAGGCGCGUGCGCGGACGAAGGCAGUGAAAGGACGCCGACCUUUGCCCUCAGCCUGGGACUGGCGGAACGUUUCCGGUGUGAAUUACCUUGACGAAGUCAUCGACCAAGGGACUUGUGGUUCCUGCUACAUCGUCGCCACCACGCAUAUGCUCGCUGCGAGAUACCGCAUCCAACACCAGGAUCCCAGCUUUGAUGGAUUCUCGUUUAAUUUCCCGCUCUUCUGCUCCGAGUACAACCAGGGCUGCAAUGGCGGCUAUGCCUUUUUGGCCUCCAGAUGGGCGCAGGACGUGGGCCUGGUGCCAAAGAACUGCAGCCACUACGAUCCAGACAAGCUGUUGGGCAGCUGCGAACUGAAGUGUGAUGUGGCCGCGCUGCAGAAGACCUGGCGCGCGACCAAUCACCACUAUGUUGGUGGCUACUACGGCGCAGCAUCUGAGGAGGCCAUGAAGCAGGAGCUCGUUGAACGAGGGCCUCUGGUGGUGUCCUUUGAGCCUCAGAGUGACAUCGUCUACUACACCGAGGGCAUCUACACCAGUGCGCCUCACCAGCGUGCUGAGUGGGAGCCCGUCGACCACGCAGUACUGCUAGUCGGAUACGGACUGGAAGCGGGUCGGAAAUACUGGAUCCUGCAGAACUCCUGGGGCAAGGACUGGGGCGAAGGCGGCUACAUCCGGAUGCUUCGGGGAGAGGACGAGAGUGGGGUCGAGUCGAUCGUUGUCGGUGCAGAUGUCGUCGAGGAGGCCAUGCGGCAAACAGACGUGAAGUUCAGAGUGGACAGGGCAGGAAUGCUCCAUGCCACGCAGAUCGACGAGGCCUUCCGUCCUUCCUGCUCCGUUCGACUGAUGGUCGGCGGCGUGGCCAUGCCGAUUUUGCCGACGCAGGGUUACCCUUGGUUCCAAGUCUCAGUUCUCGGCUCCAAGGCAGUCGCCAGGCCACCGAGAGCUGCGGCCUCGGCGCGGAGCGUUUUGGCCGACUUCGACGCACUGGGCCAGAACCGCAUCUCCAACCGACCCCGCUCCGCAUCCCCGCGGCGAGGUCCGCCGCAGAGGCGCGAAUCUACGAAGGAGCCGGCGCAGGAUGAGAUCAUCGAAGAGUUCUUGGAAGGCUUGCUGGAGGGCUUCCGCAUGGCCGGCGUCGGCGGUCGUCCAAGCGAACCCGAGCCUCCGAGCCUGGAGGAGCGAGUGGGCAACUGGCAAGACCUGGACGAUGUGCCGAAGGCAGCUGCGGAGCGUGCCCUCUCGCCAAAGCUGCAGGGCAUGCUGUCUCAGCGGCCGCCAAGCCCGAGCCCGCUGAGCCCGCAGCCAGCAAGCCCUCCUCGUUCACGUUUCGAGGACGAGCUUGCAGAGGCUACGGCCGAAGCUGCUAUGCCCUCAGUAUCCACUACGCUGCGAAGGCAUGCGUUGAAGGCGUUCUUGGACGAGACUUGCGGCACCGUCGCCAACUCGUUUGAUGUGAUGGCAGGCCUGGCGCUGAAGUCCUCCAUCGGUGGCUCGGGCACACCAGAGGAUCGCCUGAGGUUCAUGUUCAGUGAGCAGGACUUCAGAAUCGCUCUGACCGGACUGGGCUACGGCGUGGGAGUCAAAGAUGUGUGGUGGUCAGAGCUCUUUGCCGCAAUGGACGUGGACGGUGAUGGCGCCGUGUCAUUGCAGGACAUGUUCGACGGUCUGGUGCUUGCGCUGCCACCGCUUCCAGGCGACGUGGGGGUGGAACCUGGGGACGCUCGGUGGCCUUGGAAGACACCUUCGACCACAGACAUUCCCACCUCGGACUAG
This is a messenger RNA of Symbiodinium sp. CCMP2592, 2526 nucleotides long. The record is from the annotation of a GenBank genome assembly. NCBI's taxonomy places the organism in Eukaryota, Dinophyceae, Suessiales, Symbiodiniaceae.